Messenger RNA from Raphanus sativus (radish), 2045 nucleotides. RefSeq names its product probable pyruvate kinase, cytosolic isozyme. Gene Ontology annotation, molecular function: magnesium ion binding; potassium ion binding; pyruvate kinase activity. Lineage: Eukaryota; Viridiplantae; Streptophyta; Magnoliopsida; Brassicales; Brassicaceae. The transcript has 5 exons. The record is from RefSeq and is a predicted model, not a curated record. Gene Ontology annotation, biological process: glycolytic process. Bases 371 to 1897 code for a protein of 508 amino acids. Gene Ontology annotation, cellular component: cytoplasm.
AUUUUAGCUCUCUGGAAAAGAAAGAUUCCGAAGAUAAUCUGGUUAAGCAAAGACUUUGAGCUUUUCGCAAAUUGUGUGUUAUAAACUUUGGCAUCGGAUCAGGUUUCACCUGAAUGUUGGGUUAGUUAAAUAUUAACAAAAGAACCUGACUGGAUAAUGCUCACUAACGGCUGGACCGGACCGGUAUGUAAAGGAACGGCAUUGAAAACGUGACAGUUAGUGAUUUGGAUGUAUAUAAAAUGAAACUAGACUAAGCCGCAGAUGAUCUGAGGAAUGUGCUUUGUGUCGGACAAAAUGGCGGAUUCAGAACAUAACAUCACAACCAGCUGGCAUCACCGUGCUGAUCCUUUUACGAAAAACCUGAAAACUAAUGAAUCGUAAUGAAUCAACUCUGGUUCCGUUCAUCAGGGAUAGCUUCUCCAUGAUACUUGAUGGAAGAACUAAUGGAACACUCAAGAAGACCAAGAUCGUGUGUACUCUUGGACCACAGUCCAGAUCUGUUGAGAUGAUUGAGAAGCUUCUCAAAGCUGGUAUGAACGUAGCCCGUUUCAACUUCUCACAUGGUACUCACGAGUACCACCAAGGAACUCUCGAUAACCUCAGAACCGCCAUGAAGAACACUGGUAUUCUCUGUGCCGUCAUGCUUGACACGAAGGGUCCUGAGAUUCGAACCGGAUUUCUCAAAGGAGGCGGCAAACCAAUUCAGCUAACUCAUGGUCAAGAGAUCACAAUCUCAACUGAUUACACUUUGCAAGGAGAUUCAAACACAAUCUCGAUGAGCUACAAGAAACUCGCAGAGGAUCUCAAAUCAGGGGGCAGGAUUCUCUGUUCCGACGGCACAAUCUGUCUGACCGUCUUGUCGUGCGACAAGGUUAACGGUCUAGUCCGUUGCCUUUGCGAGAACUCAGCAACCCUAGGAGAGAAAAAGAACGUUAACCUCCCAGGAGUUGUAGUUGAUCUCCCGACGCUCACAGAGAAAGAUCAAGAAGAUAUUCUCAAGUGGGGAGUUCCAAACAAGAUCGAUAUCAUUGCUCUUUCCUUUGUCCGUAAAGGAUCUGACCUAGACCAAGUCAGGAACUUGCUUGGUGAUCACGCAAAGCGAAUCAUGCUUAUGUCAAAGGUUGAGAAUCAAGAAGGAGUGAAGAACUUCGACGACAUUCUUAAAAACUCUGAUGCGUUCAUGGUGGCUAGAGGCGACCUAGGGAUGGAGAUUCCGAUCGAGAGGAUAUUCCAAGCUCAGAAGAUGAUGAUCGAGAGAGCCAACGCUGCCGGGAAACCAGUCGUGACAGCAACGCAGAUGCUCGAGUCUAUGAUCAAAUCUCCUCUUCCGACAAGAGCCGAGGCCACAGACGUGGCCAACGCCGUCCUAGACGGCACGGACUGCGUCAUGCUCAGCGGGGAGACCGCGGCGGGAGCCCACCCCGAAGCCGCCGUGAAUAUCAUGGCGAGGAUCUGUAAGGUGGCGGAGGACACGCUCGACUACGACUCCGUGCACAAGAAGAUUCAAGAAGCUGCUCCGUUGCCUUUAUCCACGGUCGAGGACUUGGCAGCUUCUGCGGUGUCCAAGGCGAUGAAGCAGAGCGCCAAGGCGAUUGUGGUGCUCACCAAGGGGGGAUACACGGCGGCGCUUGUGGCGAAACACAGGCCUAGCGUUCCGAUUCUUUCGGUGACUGUCUCGGAUGAUGGAGAGUCGAGGUGCUGUGAGUCUGUGGCGAAACGUGGCUUGAUUUACCGUGGGAUCGUUCCGGUGGUGGCAAGCAGUGGUUCGGCAGAGGAGGCGACUAAGUUUGCGAUCGAGUUUGCAAAGGAGAAGGGGAUCUGUAAGGGUGGAGAUUCGAUUGUGUUGGUGCAGUACAUCGAUGGUUCCUCUGUUCUCAAGAUCAUGCAAGUGGAGUAGAGUGUUUUAUUUCUCGGACAUGGGGUCAGUUUUUGAAGUUCUCAACAUUUGUGGGGUCAAAUUUAGAGUCUGAGAGAAAUAAUUUUGGCCGCAAUAUUUUUUAAGUUUGACAUUUUACGAAUCGAUUAUAUUAUUUUUAGUUUGCUCA